Messenger RNA from Trachymyrmex cornetzi, 3675 nucleotides. Its product is annotated as pancreatic lipase-related protein 2. Gene Ontology annotation, molecular function: triacylglycerol lipase activity; protein binding. NCBI's taxonomy places the organism in Eukaryota, Metazoa, Arthropoda, Insecta, Hymenoptera, Formicidae. The record is from RefSeq and is a predicted model, not a curated record. Bases 672 to 2270 code for a protein of 532 amino acids. The transcript is spliced from 7 exons. Gene Ontology annotation, biological process: lipid catabolic process.
ACAGUCAAGCCGCGCGACUAAAUGUGCGCACUAUUAAAAUUUCAUUUAUUUGGAAACGGACGUUCAAUAUCGAGACUGCCGCCGACACAAGUGCUAUCAUUGGCGCUUUGCGUCAAUCGAUUUUUUCAUUAUUAUUACUCCUUAUCACGCGGCUUACAUAGUGGCUGGCACUGAUGAAUUGCCCCGUCGAGACAGACAUUUAGAACUCACGAGAUCUUCGUAGAGUCGACGCCAAGGACGUCGCAACAUAUUUCUGUAGCAUUUAAAGCGAAGUGUUCAUCUUAAACUGACCACAAAAGUUCUAAAGAUUCAAAUUCCUUGGACGUUUAAGGUUGCUUGCUAACUUUCGAGAAAGUGAAGUGAUAAAGAAAAAGAUUCUUCACGUGUCGUCUAUAAUUUAUUUUCAUCGAAAGUGAACACAUGAAGUUAACAUCAGAACACUGUGAUGACAUAAUUUACUCGACAAAUAGAUAACAGUGCAAAGGUUUCUAUUUGUUUUUAAGAAGACGCCUAAUGUUACAAUAUUAUUUUAGUAUUUGGUGCAACAAUAUGUAUGAUACGAUCAAAUUAUCGUAAUACGUAAGAACGCGAUAUUGUGAGAAGUGUAAGUUAUAUAUAUAUAUCAACGUGAAGAUUGUACGGAUAUCUGUUAGUACGAAAAAUAUUCCAACAUGUCUUUCCUUAACGAGAUGAUAAUGUUGGCAUACACAGCCCAAAUGAUGUCUACCUUGCCCGAAAAGGGAGGGAAUAUUAGUGUAGCUCAGAAUACUACAACUUUGUCACCGGUGGAGGUAGAGAACAAAUUUGAUUUUUACGACCAAUGGUACAUGUGGCGAUGUUACGAACCGUUCGGAUGUUUUUAUAUUGGACCACCCUGGUCUGGAGAGAAUCGACCGGUGUCCACAUUUCCUGCAAGACCGGACAGUAUCGAUCCUCAUUACAUCCUUUAUACACGCGAACAGGCCGGAAAACCUUAUGAAUUAAAGAUUGAUGGAAAUUCAACGAUCCGGAAAUCGCCCUUGAACAAGAAGAACAAUUUGUAUUUCAUUAUCCACGGAUUCCUGGACAACGGCGACAAAACUUGGGUCUUGAGAGUGAUGAAGGAGUUGCUGUUGCGGGAGGAUUGCAACGUCGUGAUCGUCAAUUGGCUUGCCGGUGCUGGACCACCCUACACACAAGCGGUGGCGAACACACGGCUAGUGGGUGCUAUGACAGCUCGUAUGGUAGCACUACUAAUCGAGACCAUGGAAUUACUACCUUCCAAGAUGCAUUGCAUCGGUCACAGUCUAGGCGCUCACACUUGCGGUUACGUCGGAUUCCAUUUACGCGUUCGAUACAACUAUACACUAGCUCGAAUUACAGGUCUUGAUCCGGCGGAACCUCACUUUAGCAACACACAUCCGAUGGUCCGGCUUGAUCCAACGGACGCAAACUUCGUGACAGCCAUUCAUACCGAUUGUGAUCUCUUUAUUAGCGGUGGCCUAGGCAUUAGCCAACCCGUUGGUCACAUUGAUUUCUAUCCUAACAGCGGUCGCAAUCAGCCUGGCUGUAAUGAGGGUGUGCUGAAUUCCAUCACUUUGGAACGCGGCAGUUUCAUUCGUGGCAUUAAAAGGUUUCUAGGAUGCAAUCAUAUCCGUAGCUACGAGUACUUCAUUGAAAGCAUAAAUACACCGUGCCCAUUCUUAGCCGUGCCGUGCAGCUCGUGGAACAAAUUCCAAGAGGGUAGCUGUUUCGACUGCGUAAACCAAUAUUGUCCUACAUUCGGACUGGAUGCUCAGCCUGGAAAUUACCACGCAUCUGUGUAUCUGAUGACCGGAUCGGAUAAACCAUUCUGUAAAGCUCACUACAAGCUGACGAUAAAUAUCUCAAAGACGGACGAAAGUUUGUUACACGGCGGAGAGGUCGGGUUAUUCGUUGUACGCGUGAUUGGCGUAAACGGUAAAAAGACCGAAGAGAUGCAGCUGAGUCCAUCCUCGAAGUACUACGAGCCUGGUAGCACGCACACCAUCGUACUGCCCGGCGACGUUGUCGGGAAGCCACAUUCAGUAGAAAUUACCUGGAAAUAUGAGACCCGAGUCUGGAACCCACUGACAUGGAGACUGUUCCACACGCCACGGGUAUACAUCGACAUGCUGACUAUAAAAAACUUGGAGACUGAUUAUGGGAUCACGCUGUGUCCGGACGACACGAAAGCGCUAAUCACUAACAAACCUGAGAUUCUGACCACGGAUAAUUGUCGCAACAUGGAACACAACACAAAUUCCAUAUGAAGGACCAAUAAAAUCCAUGUAUUAUUCACUUUUUCUCACAAUCAAGGAUUGAAGCAAGUAUAAUUUCGUUAACAUGAUUGAAUUUCGCGAGAUAUAUCUAAAUGAAAAGACUCUUGUUUACGGAAAGUAUCGUAAGAAUGAAUUCUGCCCUAUCCGUAGCAUGAAAACUAAUAAAAAAUUUCACAAAAAAUCGCUGAAAUUAUACUAGUUUCAAAUUUUGCUCACAAUAAGAUCAACGAUAAAAGUCAACGAUCUUCUCGUUAUAGCCUUAUAGAAAUAUGUAGAACUCGUUAGCUGCGCGAAGGAAAUGAACGAUAGAAUGUUGAAGGCUAUAGAAAUUUUUCCAUUUAUCCUUUCUUAUGAAAGCUAGAGAUAAAAAAGAAUAUUUAUAAUGCCAUAUAGGAAAAGUAUCCUCUCAGUCUAUAUAAUGCCAUUAUUCUACGUGGAGUUCUAAGAAUAAUUGCCAUAAAUUGAACGCUUGUCUUCGUAAUCCCCAGGGGAAUCGACUUCACGCGGAUGACAUUUAAUCUCCGGAAAUUCCGUUUCGAUCCGAGCUGCUUAUUUUGCGACUGUCAUAGGUGAACAGCCGAUCGCGAGCCCAGCACGAAUCGCAUAUAAUAGCGCCGGUUUCCCUCGCAGCCAAUGGCAAAGUCACGAUCCUUUCACUGUCAUUAUGCGCCCGGGGUCUUUCUCUGUCUCUCUCCCUCUUUUUAUUUCUUUUUCUGUCUCUACUUCGCCGGACGCUUUUGUGUAAUGUCGUCGUCACAUCAGUAAAUUGUCGCUGACCCCGUAAUUUGUGACCGUAAAAGCGUCAAUCCCACUUUGUUCACUCAUGGUGGACUUAAUAGUGACAAUGGCGUAACAAACGACGCAUGGCAUCGCGCAAUAAAUUUUAUGACCAAGGUUUCUAAUAUGGAAAAAAGAAAUGAGAGAUGUUAUGAGACGAGAGAAAAGAAAUAAUAAAUGUUUUGAAUGCAUGAAAAAAUACUUCUAAAACUAGUAGCACAUUUAAGACAAUUAAUGCGUUAGUAUUGUGUAACAUUUGAUUGUUUUAUUGUAUACAGAUGAUAGAGACGUUCUGAUGGUAAUUUCGUAAUCUCGUUUGUCGCAUUGAAUUAAGCAAAAGUAGGCCGCAACGCAAAGUGGGCCGGGCACGUAUACUAUUUUCGCAUACCAAAUGAGCUACGAAAAUUUAUAGAAAAUUCUACAAAAGGGUAAAUAUGAGUCGAGUCGAUCCAUUUAGUUAAAGGAUUCGUCCCUAAAGUUUUAUGAUCGAACUAGAUUUAACAAACAUAAUUCAUUUAAGAAGAAAUGAGAUCUGAAAGACAAUGUUCUAAGUUAAAAUUUAGUGAGCGAACUCUAAGUUAGACUUUUAAUAUAAUAUGUGAAUUAUUUAAUUUCAAAC